Chironomus riparius is the source of this 2376-nucleotide messenger RNA. Lineage: Eukaryota; Metazoa; Arthropoda; Insecta; Diptera; Chironomidae. The record is from the annotation of a GenBank genome assembly.
CCAUCUUCCGUUCAUAGAGCAUCAGCAUAUUAAGCAAAACUUGCAUAAAAAUGAAUUUUGGAUAUCAAGGCCAAAGCAGUGAAACUGAAAAGCUCAUUCCAAAGCCAAAGUAUCCAUACUCAGUGUUUUUCAUCUUCAGCAAUGAAUUCUGCGAAAGGUUCAACUAUUAUGGAAUGCGAACAAUUCUGGUGAUAUAUUUGUCACAAAAACUUGGCUAUUCUGAUGAUGACGCGACUAUCAUUUUUCAUUCGUUUACAACUCUCGUUUACUUGUUUUGUAUUUUUGGAGCUAUUCUGGCUGAUAGCUGGUGGGGAAAAUUCAAUACAAUUGUAUGGCUAUCAAUUGUUUAUGUUAUGGGAAACUCAAUUCUAACACUAGGAUCGAUUGAGCCUUGUCACAUGCCACCCAAAACGUUCACAUUUAUUGGCUUAGUAUUGAUUGCCAUUGGUAGUGGUGGUAUUAAACCUUGUGUUGCUGCUUUUGGUGGUGAACAAUUUAAAAUGCCAGAACAAGCCAAGCAACUUGCGACUUUCUUCUCAUUGUUUUACUUCUCAAUCAAUGCCGGUUCUUUGCUUUCAACAUUUAUUAUUCCAAUUUUAAGGGAUGUGAAAUGUAUGAAUAUGGAUUCUUGUUUCCCACUCGGUUUUGGACUUCCUGUUGUUUUAAUGAUGUUGUCAAUUGUUCUGUUCCUUUCGGGAAAAUAUAAAACAAAGCCAGCUGAGGGUAACAUGUUUGUGAAGGUGCUGAAAUGUAUUUGUAAUGCCAUUGGAACAAAACGAAUUGAGAGUGGCAUUAAUCCGAAAGAACACUGGCUUGAAUAUGCAGAACAGAAAUUUGGAAAGAAGCUUGUCAUGGAAACCAAGAUUCUCCUCAACGUACUUUUUCUUUACAUCCCACUUCCGAUUUUCUGGGCACUAUUUGAUCAACAAGGAUCAAGAUGGACAUUUCAAGCUACACGUAUGGAUGGUGAUUUGGGAUGGUUCACAAUCAUGCCUGAUCAAAUGCAAGUCAUCAACCCAGUGCUAAUCCUCACAUUUAUUCCAUUAUUUGAGUUUUUGUUGUAUCCACUACUUGCACUAUUUGGAAUUCGACGACCGCUUCAGAAAAUGACACUUGGUGGAAUUUUGGCAGGAAUUGCUUUUCUUUGCUCCAUGUUUUUAGAAACAAAGCUAGAAGCAACAUAUCCGGUACUUCCAAUGGUGGGAUUCUCACAAUUUAGGAUGUACAAUGCGAGAAAUUGUGAAUAUAAUGUGGCUACUACUCUUAGUGGAAAUGCUAGCAAAUUCAAAAUUAAGUCCAAUUCAUAUUUUAAGUAUCUUUUCAUUCCAAUUAGUGGAGGUUUUCAAGACUUUUCUUAUAAUUUGACUAGUCAACACAAACAUUGUGAUUCAUAUCAAGGAACAGGAAAGUUGAAUUCUGGAACAGCUAAUAGUUUCUUAAUUACUGGAAAUGGAAGUAAAGCUAAAAUUCAUGAAUUUGAAGACAAUCCAGACAAAUCUCGUAAUGGAAAACCUGUCAUCAGAGUUUUAGCAAACAUCAAUCCAGUAAGUCAUAUUAAGUUACAGAAUCAAGAUGGAAUACAGUAUGAUCAUAACUCAAGCUUUAUGAAACGUUUUGAAAUGCCAGAUGGAUUGUACAAUAUUUCAGUAGAUAACAAAAUAGUUGAAAUUGGAAUCAAAUUUAAGCAUGGUGGAGUUUAUGCUGUGGUUAUUCAUGAAAAAUCAAAUGUCAGAUUUGCUUCAAAAGUCUCAAUAGUAACUCAGCCUAAUUCUUUGAAUAUGUUAUGGCUAGUUCCUCAAUAUUUUAUCAUGACACUUGCAGAGGUUAUGUUCUCAGUAACAGGACUUCAGUUCGCAUAUACACAAGCUCCAGAAAGUAUGAAGAGUGUCAUUCAAGGUUUUUGGCUGUUAACAGUUUCUAUUGGAGAUAUUAUUGUUACGAUUGUUGUUGGUGCAAAUUUUUUUGACUCACAAGUACACGAAUUUCUGUUGUUUGCAUGCCUGAUGUUUGUCGAUAUGGCGAUUUUUGCAAUAUUGGGGAUCUAUUAUAAGCCGAUUCCACUUGAAAACAUUAAGGAAUUUGAAGAAGGAAAUGAAGAGUAAUUGAGGUUAUCAAAAUAAGAUCGAUUAGGGGUCGUUCACUCAUGACGUCCGAAAUUAUCGGUCAUUUUGCAAAAAAGAACAAUGGAUUUCCUAGAAUUUCUAUUGUUCUUUAUUUGCUGACCCCCCCCCCCCCCCUUGGACGUCAUAAGUGAACGGCCCCUUAGUGAUUAACGAUAAAGACAGCGUGGAAGAUAACGAGUUCACAUACUUACACGCAUGCAUAUGAGAGGAACUAGACAUUUUGUCAUCAGAAAAUAAUUAAAAUAAAUUGCAU